Ixodes scapularis (black-legged tick) is the source of this 1893-nucleotide messenger RNA. RefSeq names its product serine/threonine-protein phosphatase 4 catalytic subunit (gene Pp4-19C). The record is from RefSeq and is a predicted model, not a curated record. Gene Ontology annotation, molecular function: protein serine/threonine phosphatase activity. Bases 361 to 1296 code for a protein of 311 amino acids. Lineage: Eukaryota; Metazoa; Arthropoda; Arachnida; Ixodida; Ixodidae. Gene Ontology annotation, biological process: double-strand break repair via homologous recombination; peptidyl-serine dephosphorylation. The transcript is spliced from 8 exons. Gene Ontology annotation, cellular component: nucleus; cytoplasm.
GUUCUCGUUUUCGUACAAUUUCGUGCGUCAACUGUUAAUCUUCAAAAACUUACAAAUUAUAACAAAUAAUGUAUUUUUUAUUAAUUUAGGUUUAUAAUUAUUUAUUUUUCUACAGAAUAUGCGUGAUUUGAACAAUGCCAUCACGUCAGUGCGGCCGAAUUCAAUCACGUGUCGAUUUUUCUUUUGUUGUUAUAAUUUUUUACGUGUUUUGUGCGUCCGGUGCGGGUACGGCGGCCACGGCUGGUGGUUAGCGGCGGGUGCGAGGAAAAGAAAAAAGGGACAGCAAUGAUUCAGCCUCAAAAUUUGUGAACGUCUUCCGCUGUCUACCCGAACGGCGACGGUGCCACAACCCCCUACAAAAUGGACGGGGGCAUGGGAGACUGCAGCGACCUGGACAGGCAGAUCGAACAGUUGCGGCGCUGUGAGAUCAUCAAGGAGUCGGAGGUGAAAUCGCUGUGCGCCAAGGCCCGCGAGAUACUCGUCGAAGAGAGCAACGUCCAACGAGUUGACUCUCCUGUCACCGUGUGUGGGGACAUCCACGGCCAGUUUUACGACCUGAAGGAGCUGUUCAAGGUGGGCGGGGACGUGCCGGACACCAACUACCUCUUCAUGGGCGACUUCGUCGACCGGGGCUUUUACAGCGUCGAAACCUUCCUGCUGCUACUGGCGCUCAAGGUGCGGUACCCCGACCGCAUCACCCUGAUCCGGGGCAACCACGAGAGCCGCCAGAUCACUCAGGUGUACGGCUUCUACGACGAGUGCCUGCGGAAGUACGGCUCCAUCACCGUCUGGCGCUACUGCACCGAGAUCUUCGACUACCUCUCCCUCUCGGCCGUCAUCGACGGAAAGAUCUUCUGCGUGCACGGCGGCCUGUCCCCGUCGAUCCAGACCCUGGACCAGAUUCGGACCAUAGACCGGAAGCAGGAGGUGCCCCACGACGGACCCAUGUGUGACCUCCUCUGGUCGGACCCCGAGGAUACCCAGGGCUGGGGGGUGAGCCCCCGGGGGGCAGGCUACCUGUUCGGCAGCGACGUGGUGUCCCAAUUCAACACGACCAACCACAUCGACAUGAUCUGCCGGGCCCACCAGCUGGUCAUGGAGGGCUACAAGUGGCACUUCAACGAGACCGUGCUCACCGUCUGGUCUGCCCCAAACUACUGCUACAGGUGCGGGAAUGUGGCGGCCAUCUUGGAACUAGACGAGCACUUGCAACGGGACUUCACAAUAUUUGAGGCGGCUCCCCAGGAGAGCAGGGGCAUCCCCACCAAGAAGCCACAGCCGGACUACUUCCUGUGACGGCCAGCUUUGUCUACUCGGAGUGCUCUCGGUUUCUUCCGGGGACAACGACCCUCCCUUGCGGACGCGACGUCCGAAGCGCUCCGCCCCGCCGGCUCCAGGCGUCGGGCCCGUUCUGUCGGCCGGACGUUGAUCCCACUCCUCUCCCCUAUCAAGCCCAUUGUCCAAAGUUUUCCGUGUUUUUCGUCAUUUCCUCGCAUACUCGACGGGAAGGGGAUUUCUACGAAUUGCUGGGGCGUGGAAGACGGACUGUUUUGGUUUUCCGUGUUCCGUCGCUUCCUUACAGCGGCGGGAGGAAUUCUCGGUUGCGAAAGCACGUCUGACAGUUCUACGUCGUUCCUACUUUCCUAAAAAUACAGACCUUUUCGUCUGGUCCCUUUUCUUUUCUUAAAAAUGUGCGUUUUCAUUUUACUUCAGAGUUUUUGAGGGCGUUAUCAUUGUACAGUUUGUGAACUCGCAUUGCGUCUUUAGGUUCUCUGCCCCCGCCUUGUUACAAAAUUUUUUAUUAAUUUUUUUUUUUACAGUGGUUAAUUGAGGCGUGGUGAUGAUUAGGUGUGGAAUGAAACGGUGUUUAAAUAAAAUGUGUGCACAUGUUUA